GCCAGUCUUCGGUUUCAGAGCUGAGACUGCGUGAGCAACUUCGAAUGAAAAUAUUCCUUUAAUAUCACUUCAACGAAGAAAUAACAUCAAGUACGUCAUUUUCAUCAAUCUAGCCGACGUGUGUGUGUGUGUGUGUGUGUGUGUGUGUGUGUGUGUGUGUGUGUGUGUGUGUGUGUGUGUGUGUGUGUGUGUGUGUGUGUGUGUGUGUGUGUGUGUGUGUGUGUGUGUGUGUGUGUGUGUGUGUGUGUGUGUGUGUGUGUGUGUGUGUGUGAGAGAGAGAGAGAAAGUAAGAGAGGGAGGGAUGGAGGGCAGUGGAGGGGGCUGAGGGUUGAGAGCACAGGUUGAUGAGUGAACUAGGGACUAAGACUAUAAAAGGCUGCGUCCACUGACCAAAGGAGAAGAAGAGGAAGCAACGUCCCCACUGCAACACAAAACAAACAGAAGCAUCUUUUUUCAACUUGAGCAGGCGUAACAGAAAUCUCCCAAGAAGAAAGAGGGGGAAAAAAAGCACAUCAAGGCAACCGGCAGGAUUUGAGACACAGAUCAGAUCCGUGGUGGAACUCGUCCGACCCCACCCGUGCGUCCUCGCAGACCGGCCGGCUCGUCCCGUCCCAGGUUCAGGAGAAGAAGUGAAGAUGCUCUGGAGAUUUUCUCUCGCCGUGGCCGUGCUGUGCGUCGGCGCCAUGUGCAACUGUGUGAAGGCUGAUCUGAUGAGCCGGCUGGUGAUGCCGAGGGACUACGGGGUGAAACUGUGCGGCAGAGAGUUCAUCAGGGCGGUCAUCUUCACCUGCGGAGGCUCCCGGUGGAGAAGAUCCACAGAGGGGGACUUAGACUCUUUUACGGUGGAGGACAACCAACCCACCUGGCUGAGUGGAGCGGAGCUCACCGACAACCGCUCUCCCCUUCCCCACAUCGUCCCCUCUUCCUCCCUGGCGGACCUCCUGGCUCUCUACGGGGCCGUGGGGGAGAGGCAGCUGCAGCCGCUGAGCGACCCAGGCCUGCUGCAGAGGUCCUGGCCGUCCUCCGCGGUUUUAGGCGAGCAGGACGGGAGUCCGUCGGCGGCCGUCUGGUCCAUACCGAGCAAGAGGAAGAGGAACUUUUCUCUGGGCGUGGCGGGGAUGUGCUGUAGCCAGGGCUGCACCAAGAAUGAUAUUGGACGCUUGUGCUGAGGAGAGGGUGUGGGUGAGGAAGGAGGAGUUGAUACAUGAAGGUGUUGUGAUGGACAGUGAUGAGACAGAUGGGGAAGAUGGAGGAGGUAAAACGAGGGAGGAGAGCAAGUGCACAUCGCUCCAGCUUCAUAUCUCUCCGUCAUAUUUCAUUUACUCUCCCUGCUUCAUAAUUUGUUAAAAAGAGAUCCUGUUCUGUGUACUUUCAGCAUCAUUUACAAUAAAAUUCAAACACUGUGUUAACAUGAAACGCUGAGCAGUAUCAUAUAUUGUUUACAACACCCUUUUGUUUAUGUGUUCGGAGCACUCAACAGCCUCGAUAGUGUCUGACUGUUCAUACUGACACGUGCAAAUAUCACACAUUAAUGUCAUUUCAGCUGCUGUGAACGUGUUGCUGCUCUCUGUUCACAACAUUACGCCUGCCUUAUCAUUUUUCUGUCAACAGCCUGAGGACACCAAAACAGAUUUUAGUUUUUUUUUUCCCUUUCAGUACAAGCCUUUAUUUGACCCCACUGAACAAAUCCUACAACACCAUUUGUGGCCUAAAUGUCUCUGGGAAAAAUACAAUACGCUUUAUAUGCAAAUAAAAAAAAUGCACAAUUAGAUUUAAAAAGUACAAAUUGAACGUCCAUAGCACUGCGGUAUCUUUUGUUUAAUAAAAGUAUAAACACUCUGGGGAAAUACUACACAUCCAUAUUGAUAUUUACAUCUAUCUACACACAUACAUAUGAUAAAAGCAGCUGCGUGUUGCAAUGAGAAGACAGAACCAGGCUUCACUUCGUUCACACAGCAACAAAGUCAAACU
This is a messenger RNA of Scophthalmus maximus (turbot), 1971 nucleotides long. It is a transcript of the gene rln1, whose product is annotated as relaxin 1. Lineage: Eukaryota; Metazoa; Chordata; Actinopteri; Pleuronectiformes; Scophthalmidae. The record is from RefSeq and is a predicted model, not a curated record. The coding region runs from base 636 to 1169 and encodes 177 amino acids. The transcript is spliced from 2 exons. Gene Ontology annotation, cellular component: extracellular region. Gene Ontology annotation, molecular function: hormone activity.